GCCGCCGCCGCCGCCGGGUGUCCGUGCAGGCGCGUAGACAGCUAGGACGCGGCUGGCCGCCGGCAGGUCGCAGCCAUGCCGAUGCACCCCAUCACCUCCACGCUGAUGUACCGGGGCAUGUGCGUCAUCCCGGACCUCCUCAACUACCGCGCCCCGGUCAACCUGCCCGAGGACGAGGUCGAAGAGAUCCGCGAGGCCUUCAAAGUGUUUGACCGUGACGGUAAUGGCUUCAUCUCCAAGCAGGAGUUGGGCAUGGCCAUGCGCUCCCUGGGCUACAUGCCUAAUGAGGUGGAGCUGGAGGUCAUCAUCCAGAGACUGGACAUGGACGGUGACGGGCAGGUGGACUUUGAGGAGUUUGUCACACUUCUGGGUCCCAAGCUGACGGCGGCCGGGAUACCAGACAAGUUCAACGGCACCGACUUUGACUCGGUUUUCUGGAAGUGUGACAUGCAGAAGCUGACAGUGGAGGAGCUGAAGCGUCUUCUCUACGACACCUUCUGUGACCACCUGACCAUGAAGGACAUCGAGAACAUCAUCAUGACGGAGGAGAACCACAUCCAGAACCCUGGGGAGUGCCAGGUGGAUAUAGACAGUUCCAGCCCGACGCAGCAGGUCAAGCAAACGUGCGUUCGCAAGAGUCUGAUCUGCGCCUUCGCCAUCGCCUUCAUCAUCAGCGUCAUGCUCAUCGCCGCCAAUCAGGUGCUGCGCAGCGGCAUGAAAUAGCGGACGUUUCCCAAGGUGUACAAAGAGACACAUCCUCCUCGUUACCCUCGUGCUCGUUAGCGGUGGCAGCUCUACAAGAGACGUGUCGUGACUCUCC
Nerophis lumbriciformis (worm pipefish) is the source of this 820-nucleotide messenger RNA. RefSeq names its product calcium binding protein 7a (gene cabp7a). Gene Ontology annotation, molecular function: calcium ion binding. The record is from RefSeq and is a predicted model, not a curated record. NCBI's taxonomy places the organism in Eukaryota, Metazoa, Chordata, Actinopteri, Syngnathiformes, Syngnathidae. Gene Ontology annotation, cellular component: trans-Golgi network membrane.